UCCAUGUUCUCCUCUCCAUUACCACCUCUCUCUCUCUCUCUCUCUUGAAAUUUCCUCACAAACCACAACGUGUGCUUCACUUAAAACCUCAUCUCUCACUAACAAUCUCUUCAGACUUCAGAAUUCCAGCAUUUCAGAGUAGAACUGGCCAUUUCCUCUGUUUCUCCCCUGUGUCUCUCUGUUUCCUUCACAUCUAAAAAACUCACAUACAAAGAAAUGACGUCAAUCGUGUGUCAGGGGCUGCAAUCAUGCCUCGAGCCACGACUCAUCGAACCACGCACUCUGAGGCCGAAGUUGGCUCCACCCAAAUCAAACUCUCGCCAAGAGAAUCGUCAAAAUCAUGAAGAAGAAAAUGACAACAAAAAAAAUGGCGAAUCGGGUGGUUGGAGUUUCAUAAAAGCUCUAACAAACACUCCUCAAAACCCCAAACAAGUAACCGAGACUGAAAAAGUCUAUAUCCACCCUCUUGCCAAGCGCUCUUCCUCCGCUCUCAGCAAGAAAAGCUUGGAAAUGUGUACCGAAGGGCUGGGAAGCGAAACCGGGAGUGACAUUAGCGAAAGCAGCGACGAACUCUCUUUGAACAUGGCCAAGUCCUACCCAAUCCCGCCUUCGAAAUCGCGAGAGUUGGGUAGGAAACUGAGUCAGGGCGGUGGGAAUUUUCCUCCGCCCCUGACUUCGAUUAGCGGCUCGGACGGCGUCAGAGUGAGGCCCCACCGGGAGGGGGGCCGGUUGGUUAUAGAAGCGGCUACCGUAACUUCAUGUAACGGUUACUUUCAAGCGGAACGUGGCGACGGGAGGCUGAGGCUUCGCUUGUUGAAGGACAGUACUGGAAAUUGUCACAACGAGGAAGUUUAUGAUGAUGACGACGACAACGGCGAUGAUGAUGAUAAUGAUGAUGGUGAUGAUGAAGGUGAAGAGGGUGAUUAUGAUGAUGAUAAGUGGGAUGAGGGUAUGGGAGGGGAUAAUGGGAAUGUUGAGGGUGAGAUCGCAAAUAUAGUAGAGUUACCCUGUUGCAGGCCAAGUAGGUGCAAGGAAAGUGGGGGUGGGAACAACAACAAAGGGAUGUCAAUCUGGGGGCAAUUUUGGGUGGCCAUUUCUUGAGCCCUGAUUGGGGAAGUUGGAAAGCCUAUUUAUCUCUCUCUCUCUCUCUCUCUCCUCUAGCUUUCUCUCUCUACGAGAAUGAGUAUUGUUAUGGGGUUUAUGCUUUCAUUUUGGUGUACGUAAAUGGUAGUUAAUAUGGUUAAUGGACAUGGUCCAGUGUACCUAGCUAGUUCUUUCUCUCUGUAGUGUCUUUCCAUUUCAUGAUUCUUAUUAAUGGAAUGUUGUUGUACGGCAUCUCUGGAGCAGUACUCUUGACGGA
This is a messenger RNA of Rhododendron vialii, 1360 nucleotides long. RefSeq names its product protein FANTASTIC FOUR 3-like. The record is from RefSeq and is a predicted model, not a curated record. The transcript has a single exon. Lineage: Eukaryota; Viridiplantae; Streptophyta; Magnoliopsida; Ericales; Ericaceae. Bases 217 to 1101 code for a protein of 294 amino acids.